Culicoides brevitarsis is the source of this 780-nucleotide messenger RNA. RefSeq names its product chymotrypsin-2-like. Lineage: Eukaryota; Metazoa; Arthropoda; Insecta; Diptera; Ceratopogonidae. Bases 1 to 780 code for a protein of 259 amino acids. The transcript is spliced from 2 exons. Gene Ontology annotation, molecular function: serine-type endopeptidase activity. Gene Ontology annotation, biological process: proteolysis. The record is from RefSeq and is a predicted model, not a curated record.
AUGAAAAAUUUGCUAAUUUUUGUCAUUUUCGGGCUAAUUUGUUCCGUUUCUGCGGUAUUUUCUCCUUAUAUCAUCGAUGGAGAAGGUGUUGGACCAACGGAUAUUCCUUUUGCAGUAGGAAUUAUGCUGCAUCGACCUCAGAAUCCUGGAUUUUGCGGAGGAACUUUGGUCUCUCGUAAUUAUGUGUUGACUGCUGCUUCAUGUUUGGUCAAUGUUCCUCGUGCCUCAGUAUUGCUCGGCGCAAGUAACAUCAAUAACGCAAGUGAUAUAAUUGACGCUGCUGAGUUAAUUCCUCAUCCAUUGUACGAUUCCGGUGCCGAUCGCAACGACAUUGGCUUGAUUAAACUCGUUCGUCCGGCAGAUUUGUCGGAUUUUGUGAAAGUUAUCGAUCUGCCGAAAUGGUCACAACGCAAAAAGAGCUUCAGUGAUGUUCCGGUUACGACUUUCGGAUGGGGAUCUCGGGGAAAACGCGGUGAAAAAGUUCCUGUUGAAACAUUGCAUGCUGUUAAGGAGACUGUCAUCAAAAAUUUGAGCUGCAAAACGAAAUAUCCCGCUUACAUUACGAGCAGCAACAUUUGCACGGGAAGUUCGGGAACACCAUGUACCGGAGAUGAAGGAGGCGCAAUGUACAUGAUUGACGAAGGCAAACCAGUAGCGAUUGGCGUUUUUAGUUAUCAAUUUUCCAUGGGAUGUACAUGGGGAUGGCCUCCAGUUUAUGCGAGAAUUACGUCGUAUUUGGAGUGGAUUCAAAGUAAUUCGGAUGUUGUUAUCAGAGAUUAA